Messenger RNA from Orbicella faveolata, 2201 nucleotides. RefSeq names its product neuropeptide Y receptor type 2-like. Gene Ontology annotation, biological process: G protein-coupled receptor signaling pathway. The record is from RefSeq and is a predicted model, not a curated record. NCBI's taxonomy places the organism in Eukaryota, Metazoa, Cnidaria, Anthozoa, Scleractinia, Merulinidae. Gene Ontology annotation, molecular function: G protein-coupled receptor activity. Gene Ontology annotation, cellular component: plasma membrane.
UUAACAGUUUAUGAACUCAUUAUGUUUGUCCACAGCUUGAAAUUUCCUCGCGUCUAGAAUGGCCUCACACUCCGUACGUGUUCUAGUGUUAUGAAAACGUGAAAUUUUAAAUUACUCCGUUGAUGUUCACGGCGAAUCAGAAGUCAGCUGGUGGCUGAAAAAUGUACCAUGACACCUUAAUACAACUGUAGAACGUGCAGUCAAAAGUGUAUUGCUGAAGUACUUACUGUCAGAGUUUCUAUUUAUAAAAACCUAUUCAGACCAGUUCUGUUUAGCUCUUUGGUCAUAUUGAUGAUUUCAGAAUAAGAAUAAUUUCAGAAUAAGAAUAAUUUUCUAAACAUCACGCAAAUUUUGGAAAUUCACAGAAACCCUUCUUUUUUUCAUCGAGAAUUGAACCAGUUAAAACUUCCGUUCAUAGAAAACUGACAGCACGGCUAUGAAUGCUAAAAGAGACUGAAAAUUCAUUUACAAUAGCUGGGCUAUACCUAACUUAAAACAAUAAACACUAACUAAAACAACUUACAAUCGAAACGUUGGAAAUUAAUGGUACUUUCACAAAGGACACAUACGUAUUUUCCUUUAAUGAAAUCAGUAAUAAACGUAUUCUAUCCGGCGUUGUGUUGAGGAAGUUGCUCAGUACAGCUACCGACGAUUAGGCUGCUUGCUGGGAAAAAUUGGCGCGAUUGAAAAAAAAUCGAAACCGAUUUAGUAACUAUUUGAAUUCAUUUACUUUGUUUACAUAGAAAGUUGGUUGGUCACUGAAGCCAGAUCGACAAAGCAUAGACUUCUCAGGCGGAACAACAACUCUGCAUCCUGUUGCUUCAGUCUUGGCGGCUUCUACAACUAAUUACGAGCGAUCUGAGUCAUAAACUUUAAUUGGUGUGAUACAUUUUGUGGUUCUCAGCGAUCAGUUGUGCCGAAAAUAACAGCACGAAAACAAGGAAGAGGAACAGUUGAGCUUACACGGGGCGAUUGAGAGUGGCCAGUGCAUGAGCGAGGUUGUCAAACAAGUGAACGAUUCAUAAUUUUCGAUUAACAUUCACCAGCUCGUUUGAACCAUGAAUGCAACGGUAAAAACAGAACAGACAACAGAACAGAACAGAGCAGACAACUUCAUUGAUGAACCAUUAGCAUCGUUCUAUGUUCGUGUUGUCUUUUUUGCCUUCAUUGUGCUAGGGAGUGUACUUGGAAAUGCCGUGGUGUGUAAAUCCAUUUUGUCGUUACCUACUCGUCAACUUCUAUUUUCUUAUUACUUGGUGACCAAUCUCGCUGUCGCUGAAACCAUCAGCUCACUUUGUUUCCCGUUCUACUUCGUUUAUGACUGGUUGAAUCAUUGGCCUUUUGGUGACGUCGCCUGUAAGCUGGUGUUUCCCAUUCAAAUGACGGCCAUGUUUGUGGAGACUUAUACGCUAGCUUUCAUUGCGGCUUACAGAUAUCGAGUGAUAGUCUCCAGUUGCCACCAGUUAGCCUCUCGUUCGCUAGCCAGAGUGUUGCUAGUACUUGGUUUGUUGUGGGUUGCCGCUUUGAUAGUUGUGCUGCCAGUUGGAGUGAUGCACGCCGAGAUCAAGCUCCCGUCUGAACAAAACCACUGUAGAGCCCUGUUCCCUGGUGAUACAUCGCAAGAUGCCUCAAGACACACUAAAUACUCUAUUGCUCGUUUCAUCGUGAGUUUUGUUGUUCCGUAUCUCAUUAUCUCGAUAUCGUACGUUGCUGUGGCUGUCAAGAUCAAAACCCACGUGACUGAGUUAAAUGCAACGCGCACAAAUGGUGUAACCGGAGAGGAUCUACCGCCUCAAAAUGGACAUGCCCGAUUCAUCGAACUAGAAACAAUGGAAGGGAAUGCUUGGGUGCAGAACGAAAACGGAAAGAAAACCAAAGCAAAACGUCAAACUGGUAAAGUUGGAUGUCCAAGGCACGCCUUGCCUCCCGUCCAAGCCGUCCGAACAAGAGAUGAUUGCAGUAGUGUCAUGAACUUCGAAGUGGACAUUCUCAGAAUGAUCUAUUUGAUCAUACUUACUUUUAUUGUUUGUUAUAUUCCUAUCCAGGUUGUGUUUAUCUACGAACAAGUAAAGGGCGGGCUAUCUGAUUGGCCAUAUUACAUUAUUGUAAGGAGGUAUGCGUUCCUUCUGACUUGUCUUCCUGGGGCAUUUCAUCCUAUUCUAUAUGGAACAAUGAGUAAAUUUUACGCUAAAGCGUUUGCU